AAUGCCUUGAUGGACUCGAGGUAUGUUUACCAACAACAAUAAUUAUAGUUCAAUAGGUACCCAGCAGGAGUGGCUGUUGUGGCCUGCAUCUUGGGAGAAGGUUAGCAGUCGUUUUAGUUAAGGAAGCCCUAAGUUGACCAGUAAAAAUGGCGAAGCAUGCUUGUCAGCUAAACUUUUUGUGUCGGUCAGAUGGCUCUGCACUCUACUCAAUAGGCAACACAGUGGCACUUGCUUCAGUAAAUGGGCCUGGUGAAGUUAAGAUGUUCCAUCGUCAUUACAACAGGUCACAUCUAGAAGUGUGUUAUAGUCCCGCCACAGGCCAAUGCAUGAUAGCAGAGCGAGCCUUGGAGUCGGUGAUCCUACACACAGUUGAACAAGUGAUCCUGCUACACCUCCACCCUAGAACUGCAACUAAUGUCACCAUACAAGAGAUGCAGUCUGAUGGACUGACACUGUCAGCAAGUAUUAAUGCCACCUGCAUGGCCCUGCUUGAUGCUGGAGUACAAAUGAAGUCUACAUUUGCAGCAGUCACCUGUUGUCUCACAUCUGCAGGAACCAUCAUAAUUGAACCUACAGAAGCUGAAAUAAAGGAAAGUGUGGCUGUAGCAACAUUUGUAUUUGACGGUCACGCAUUGAAUGUUUUGUCGGCACAUCAAGAAGGGUGUCUCAAUACAGAAAACUUUAAUGCUUGUCUCAAGAAGUGCCAGACUGCUGCCAAGGAUGUUUUGAAUUUCUACAGACGGAUUAUGGAGGAGAAGUAUAGUAGUGAUAUAAGUUAGAACUAAAAUCUAGUAAUGCUGGAACAGGUUAUUAUAGGCAUACUGUACUGAAAAUUUGUAUUGUUGAAGAUCAGGAAUUUAAAAUAAAUUUUUUAGUUUUACUUUGAGCUGUAUUUCAUUUUGACAUUUAUAGAAAUAAAAUCUUUAAAAAUAAAUAUAAACAUUA
Molecule: messenger RNA, 945 nt
Organism: Procambarus clarkii (red swamp crayfish)
Lineage: Eukaryota; Metazoa; Arthropoda; Malacostraca; Decapoda; Cambaridae
Gene: Rrp46
Product: exosome complex component Rrp46
Biological process (GO): nuclear mRNA surveillance; U4 snRNA 3'-end processing; rRNA catabolic process
Cellular component (GO): cytoplasmic exosome (RNase complex); nucleolus; nuclear exosome (RNase complex)
Source: RefSeq, a predicted model, not a curated record